AUUCAAUACGCCAUCGUUUUGGCACUUAAAUUACUUACCAGGAAAAGUGGGGAAACGGCGCUAAACGCUCACAAACUGAACUGUUUUCAACCGUCAGCAACCGCUGGAGAAAUCGAACGGUCCAAAUUACACAGAAUGAAACGUGUCACAAACCCAAUACACUUGAUAAACAGCCCUUUUGAGAGAUGUCUGCACUCUCUUUUUCUCCAAAAGUGGCAAUGGUAAUCUAAUGGUCCUUCAAUUUCCCAAUCAUGGCAGCCAGAUUUCACUUCAUUCUCGUUUCACUCUUCACAUUCUUCUUCUUAGUUUCUGCUACGGAUGAAGUAACAGUGCCAAAGUUUGCUUUCAGUUGGUUGGAUGACAAAGACACAUUCCACGCUGGAGAUACUGCUACCAUCAAAAUCAAAGUUCUGGGAAAUUUUGAUAGCAAAGGAAAUGCUUCACUUGACAAAACUGCUUUUAAGCCUACACUUGAAGUGAAUGGGAAGACAGGGAAUAGUUCUUACAUAUCUGGUGUUCUAUUAGACACUGCUGGUGAUCCUAGUACUUGGCAAAUUGUUUUUACUCCAAUUCUUGCCGGGUUGUUUAAUUUGAUCAUCAAUGAUGACCCUUUCAAAGUCAUGGAUUCAUCUCUACAUUUCACUGUUGAGCCAGGGCCAAUGUACCCUUCUGCCAGUGUUGCAUCCUGGUUUGGCUUCCUGAAUGAAUUUGAAGCAGGUUCAAAGGCUCCACUAUUGAUUCUUCCCAAAGAUGCAUUUGGAAAUAACAUUACUUCAACCGACAAAGAACUGAAUUCUUAUAACAUCUUAGUGACUGCUCUCCAUGAAAAUGGUUCCAUUGCAAGUUUGCCAAAUAUCACUUACAUGGGUUGGAAUGAAUUUGGUUAUAUCAUUGUGGAGUUUAUAGCAGUGAAAGCAGGAAACUUCUUAUUGCAUAUAGAAGGGGGAAACCAAAUCUUGAAUGGUUCUCCAUUACCAUUCAAGGUAAAUCCAGGACCUUUAGAUGUCUCCAAUUGUCUGGCCAAAUGGAAAUUUGAGAUCAAUGCAUGGCAAAUCUUUUCUAAGAUGGAAAUACUUAUACACCAGCAAGAUCAAUAUGGGAACCUUGUCCCAGGCUUCUAUGAAUUUGAUGCUGAUGUUACGGAGAAGGAGACAAAUUUGUCUAUACCUGUAGCAGAUUUGCAGUUUGAAGAAGUAGAGCCAGGGAUUCAGCUGUUCUCUUUCACCAUGUCUGAACCAGGGAACUUCUUGCUGACUAUUUCUGAUAUGAAGCACAAUAAAAGCAUUUCUUAUAUGCCAUACGCUUAUACUGUCUUCGUAGGUUAUUGUGAUGGAUUCAUGAGUAUCGUCAAUGGGACCGGUUUAAAUAAUUCUGUUGCUGGGGAAAUGGCAGAGUUUUCGGUUUAUUUAAGUGAUGUUUUCCAAUAUCCCUCUCCAGUGGAAGUAGAAAGACUUCAAGUGGAAAUUAAAAGGGAAGUUGAUUCCACAUCUGUAUUGCCUACCAUAUAUCCUACACAGUUCAGUGAUGGUAUGUACAUGGAAUUUAUCAACCUUUUGUUUUUUUUUUUUGGUUCUCAAAAACAGCCUUCUGGUAGGUUGAAAGUUUGGGCCACUGCAUUUAAUGUCAUGUAUACUCCUGAAAAGAGUGGUAUCUAUAAAAUUCAUGUAUUCUGCGGAAAUAUGAUCCUAAAUGGUGGUACUCCAUUCACAAAGGAAGUAAAAGCAGGUGAGGUUAAUAUAUCACUCUCAGGAGUUGUGAAAUUUUCUCCCAAGGCACCAAAGCUUGUUAGAAAUGAAAUAAUUGUACAGCUGAUGGAUUCAUUUUCCAACCCUGUGCUUUCAGAACAGUCAAAGCUAAAUCUAGAGCUUACUUCAGCUAACUUGACAGGUUUCUCAAAUUGGAUGUUUGUGGAUAACAAUGAUGGUUCAUACACAGGUCACUAUCUUGCCAUGGAAGUGGGCACCUAUGAGAUGUGUGUAUCAUUUGAAGGAAAACAUUUCUUGCCCUGCCCUUUCGGGAUAAACGUGUAUGGAAGUGAAUAUUUUCCUACAGCAUAUGAUGACACAAUCUCUCUUUGGGAGGAUGAGUCAAUUUCUUUUGAUGUGUUAGAAAAUGACUACUUCACUGGUGGUGAUGCUAGUAUCGUCGAAUUCUCAAAACCAGGUCAUGGUUCACUUCUACAGUAUGGAAGGCUCUUUAGAUAUACACCUUAUAAAGAUUAUUUUGGGAAUGAUUCUUUUCUAUAUACAAUAUCUGACAUAAAUGGUGACCUUGCUACUGCUGCUGUCAACAUUUCUGUACUCACUAUCCCACCUCAGUUUGUUUCAUUUCCAAGUCGAUUGCAGGCAAUGGAAGAUCUGAUAAGUCCCAGAUUCAGUGGUUACAAUGGAUUUGAAAUAAAAUAUUCAGAUCCAAUUGACAAUAUCUCUGUCAUUCUUAGUGCAAAGUCUGGGACAAUAUUUCUUUCACCUAUGUCCCUGCAAUUUUGGCAGCCAAUAUGGAGUGAACUUUCUGUGAAUAAAGGGGAUGAGAAAGGAAAGAAUCUGACCAUAGAGGGACGUCUAGAAGCAAUCAAUUUCGCACUUCAAUCAAUUCAAUAUCUUGGAAACGCAAAUUUUUCUGGUAAUGAUACCCUUCGAGUUUCUGCCAGGAACAGAAACGGGGUAAAUGACUUGGAUGUUCUAGUUCAAGUGGAGCCCAUUAAUGAUCCGCCAUAUGUUAAUGUUCCUGAAUUCAUUAUGUUGAAGAGCACUCAGGAUGAAUCUUUGUUAUUUAACAAAGAAAACGAUAAGUUUCAGUUCUCCAUUGGAGAUCCAGAUGUUCUUAACUUCCCUGGAGGUGAGUCUAGUUUUCUUCUCUCAUAUUCAGUGGAAGUCAGUGAUGGUUUUUUGCUAGCAACUCUACCAGCUGCUCUUAUCGAUUCGACUGAACUGAAGUUUAAGAAUAGUUAUCAGUGGCAACCUCUUCAGACAUAUGUAACCAUCUCAAAACAUUUUACGGUCAAAGCCAUUGGAAUAAGAUUCCAAGCAUCACCUAAUGAUUGCAAUACUGUCAUGCAACAACUAGCCUACCAUGGAGGGGAACAUGGUGCUGCUUUAACAGUGAAAUUAAGCGAUUUAGGCCACUAUGGAUGUUAUUCAGGUUGUGCUGAAAGGAUAACGAAUCCUUUGGCCACUGAGGCUACUGUAAAUCUGAUCAGAAGAAGACCAAUGAGCUCAUUGGGAGUUCAUAGUCUUGGAUCAGCUAUAGUCAUUGAAUUCCUUUUGGUUCUUUCACUUGGAUUGAUGCUUCUAUUCUUCACUUGCAAAUGUGCAAUUCUUCUUGUAAAGGAGAAAAGGCGACAACAGAAUCCCAGAAAUCUUGAGCUGUCUACAAUGCAAAGUAUCCAGAAAGAAACUUUAAGUACAAAUUCAACUGAGGAUGAUGCUAUUCACUUCACAGGGUGUUGCUCAAGCCCCCUUCUUCAUGCACAGCAGCCACCUUCCACCUAGCCCUUUAAUACAUUAAUUAAUGUUUGACAUGUUUGUUGAUAUUAACAACAAAAUCUGGAUUAUCUUUCUUGCUCUGCUUGUAAAAUUGACUAAAUUCUUUUUAAUUCAAUGCUAAAUGCUUAUACUAUAUUACUACUUGUAAUUUUUUUUAAUAAAGGAUAAUUUUUAUGUAUGGGACACAAGGAUGUAAUGAGUCAAUUUAUCCAUAACUAUACUCGAAUUUGACUCGUUCAUUAUUGAACCGAACUCAAACUCAAGUUACUCCAAUAAAUGGCGCCUGCAGCAUCAUUACAGAAUCUCCUGAAACUUGGGACUAAAAUCAUGGCCGUUGGUCGCAACUAUGCCGCGCACACCAAAGAACUCGGCAACACCGUUCCCAAGUUAAAUUGUUUUACCAGGAACCAGUCUUGUUUUUAAAGCCGACAUCAUUGUAUUUGGAAAAUGGAGGAACAAUUGAGGUUCCACACCCUUUGAAUUCUUUAGAUCAUGAAGUUAAGCUUGCGGUUAUGAUUGGACAAAAAGCUCGUGAUGUGCCUGAAAACACUGCCAUGAAUCAUGUCGGAGGCUAUCCUUUGGCACUGGACAUGACUGCAAGGGAAAUCCAAUUUGCUGCAAGGUACAAAUUUGAUUCAUAUGAGUUCGCAUGUAUAUUUUUUAAAGCAUUAUUACUUCACAUGAGAACCUUGUUGCCUUUGGGUGUUCCCCAAUUCCAUUUUUUGUAGCUAUUUUACUCCUAUUAUUGGUGUGUUAACAAAUAAGAGUGGGAUCAACACAUUAGAUGAAGUAUGUAAGCAGUGGACAAACCAUUCAGCCUCGAUGAAACGUGAACAUUUGUUUGAAGUUCAUUCUAUAAUAAAGAGUAUUGAAAAGUGAAUUGUUUCGGGGGAAUGCAACAAAUAAGAGUGGGAUCAACACAUUAGAUGAAGUAUGUAAGCAGUGGACAAAUCAUUCAGCCUCGAUGAAACGUGAACAUUUGUUUGAAGUUCAUUCUAUAAUAAAGAGUAUUGAAAAGUGAAUUGUUUCGGGGGAAUGCAACAAUUAUCUUUUUGGAUGAUCGCAGCACCAUGUUGUUUGAGGAUCAAUGGAAGAAAAAGUGCUUAUAGGCUAAAUCAUCAACUUUAGUCAAAGAUCUUAAGUAUAUGGUCAUUUUUACUUCUUGAGAACAA
Durio zibethinus is the source of this 4657-nucleotide messenger RNA. The record is from RefSeq and is a predicted model, not a curated record. NCBI's taxonomy places the organism in Eukaryota, Viridiplantae, Streptophyta, Magnoliopsida, Malvales, Malvaceae.